AUGUCGGGAGGCCUUGUGGACCAGUUUUCUGCCCGUGGUAGGCAGUUCAGAGAGAGGGAUGAGGAAAGGCUGGAGUGGAUGAAGGCUUUCGAGAGUGAGCUUCAACUUUUGGUUGACAAGCACAGAGAGCUCGAGAGACAACUCCAGUUCCGCAGUGAGUACUACUCCGGACUUGAAGGUGGUCGCAAGGCCGCCGUGGACUUGAGAGUUGCCGUGCAGUCUCAUCUUCGUGAAAAGGACCCUGCUUUGGCGGAAUUCCCUGUCGUAAUCAAGGCUAUCGCGAAUGGUGAUGGGUUGCCGGGCGCUCUACAGAAGUUGUCGUUGCAGCCCUCUGCUGCUACUGAGUUUGCCAAAGGCUUUUCCAAUACCUUUGGAACGAGCGAUUUCGUGUUUGUGAGUCGGGGAAAAGACAGAGUUGAUGAAAAGAUCAGGGUCGUUUUCAAUCAGUUUAUUACCAACCCGACUUGUCGUCACAUCAUCGUUGGAGUUUGCCACGACAAUAACUACACGAGACUCUUGGACAACUAUCGCGAUGAUGGUGACAUUGUGAAGAAAGUGACGCUUCUUCAGUCGUAUAAAGUUGGGAACGAGUUACUCGCCCUCCCGUUUGGCACUACCAGGUUUCCAGGCAUCUUCCGAGAUGGCCCGCUGAGCCAGAACAACCAAAACUCGCCGCCGCCCCCGUCCACUGGUCCAGCCGCCGCUCCAACUGUAGUAGUUAAUGGACAAUCACCAGUUACAUGGGCCAGCCGUGCUCAACUAAUGUCGCAGGCAACGCAACAACUACUCAAUGUGCUGGCCAACGUGUGGACUUCGGACUGCCUCAACCAAGUCAGCAAGCAGUGGCCACCAUUAACCAAAUGA
Molecule: messenger RNA, 864 nt
Organism: Scedosporium apiospermum
Lineage: Eukaryota; Fungi; Ascomycota; Sordariomycetes; Microascales; Microascaceae
Exons: 5
Coding region: 1-864 (287 amino acids)
Source: RefSeq, a predicted model, not a curated record